Messenger RNA from Sclerotinia trifoliorum, 2136 nucleotides. NCBI's taxonomy places the organism in Eukaryota, Fungi, Ascomycota, Leotiomycetes, Helotiales, Sclerotiniaceae. The record is from the annotation of a GenBank genome assembly.
UUAUAAGGUUCAAAAUCGCGAUCUCAAAGAUUAAGCUCCCCAUGAAUCUUGAUACUUUCUUUUCCUCCUUCGACCAUAAUGCCUCCACGAAUACCCAGGGCGAGAGCUGGAUGGGCAAAAUCUUUUGGAACGCCGAGUAAUCUCGAAAAAGCGCAUAUAUGUCCAAUAUGCUCUCUAUCUCAAUAUUCGCAGAGGUCUCGAAGUCAACCUCGUCAAAGCAAACUUUUACCUGGUUCUCGAUCACAAGUCCGGCAAUCAUCAUCUGCUCCCGUACAUUCUAUACAUAAUGACGAAAUUCGAAAAAUCUCUAAAAUAGACCGCAAUGCGCUCCGUGAAGCAUUACUUGAGGUACAAAGAUACGCCACGAACUAUGUCAAUAUUUCCAGGUUACAACUUGCAUUGAGGGGUCUAGAGCAACCAGAAGGUCAAGAAACGAUAAGAGUUGCAAUAUUAGGACUGGCAGAUGGAGGGACAUCUCUUAAAAAGGCCAAAGAGCUCCUGAGGCUCAUUUUAGCUGAUCCUUUGAAGGCAGAGGAGGAAUGGGAGCGGGGUAUAAUGCGCUGCGAUGGCAUGGGCCGGCCAUUAUUGAUAAGGGUUGGACAUAAUGAGGAUGAAAGCUCGGAGCGGAAUGGCAGAUUGGUACACGAAAUGAACAUAUCGUCUCCAAUGUUCAACGGGCAUAAAAUGGAGAUUUUGGUCCUGGAAAUAGACCCUCCGACAAACGUUGAACAAGGAUUUUUCGAGGAAGCGGUUUUGGUACCGACAAUGGAGAUACCAACCUCCAGUACAGGCCGCUACACUCCGGUUACAACACCCGUACACAAAUCAUUUCUUCUUGGGCAUGGAAUUAUGGGAGCAGCUUCUUUGCUUUCAUAUCCUCUGGGUGCAAACCGGGAAGCUAUUGGAAGUGCUGCUAAUUUUCGAACUGCGGAAUCACAAUCUCUUCCUAUACCGUCUAUUGAUAUUGAAUCCGGCAAUGAAGCUCUACAUACAUUCCGUGAGAGCAUUGAAAAUGCGAUGAUCUACGAGCACCAGUGGUUGUCGAGCGGUAUUCCCGAAGUUAUCGAUUGGAUGAAGUUAGACGCAUCCUCUAAUAAUAAUACUAUUAAAGAACCUCUUCUCAGACUAAUCUCAUCUAUCAUACAAAACGCGGAAAAGAAAUUGGAAGCCGAAAAAGCUAGGCAAUUGUCCCUUCUUUUAUCUACCAAAAUACCGCCUACCCAAAUAUCAUCACUCCGUCAUGCGCUUUCUACGUGGUCUGAACGCGCACAUACUGAGCUUCGAGAUCAACUAGACAUUGCGUUUGGAGGUCAGAGAUGGCGCAAGCUGGGAUGGUGGAAAUUGUUUUGGCGUGUCGAUGAUGUUUCUAUGAUCACAUCUGAUAUGUUGAGUCGAAGCUUUUUAACCGAGGCCGAGAAAGAAAUCAUAUUUCUGGCCGGGCGGACGGAAGAAGCUGGAGUAUACCGAAACAUACCUCUUCUUUCUGACUCUAUACAGAAGUCUGAUUGGGCUUACACGCCUGUUCAAGAGGCUCUUCCGGAAGGACUACCUCCUCCACCAAAACUCCGAGAUGUUAUUCCUAUCGCAGCGGACGAAGAUACAUCAAGGAAGAUAAUACCUCAGCCUUGGCCUCUACACAUUCCAAUCGCUAGGGCUUUCUUAUCUACAACUACAAUUCCUGCCCUCCAAGCCUUGGCACAAAGGCUUGUCCUCCAAACUCUUAGUACUUCAUCCAUGACGUCAGCCCUUGCUGGUCUCAUGUAUGUGAGUAAUAUGUCCACCACGAUAUAUGAAGCGGGAGCUGUAGCCGCCUUUGGGAUAGUAUGGAGUAUGAGGCGAAUGCAGAAAAAAUGGGAAACCGCAAGGGCAUACUGGGAAGGAGAGGUCAGAGAAGAAGGCAGGAAAGCCGUGAGAAACGUCGAAACGAUUGUUGGUGAAAACUUGAACAAGGCAGAAAAGGGAAAAGGGUCAGACCCCGCUAUUGAGCGAGAUCUUGAGAAAGCAAGGGAAGUCAUUAGAUCCGCGGAAGAUAUCAUACGUUGAGAAACAACAUGUAAUUAGCAACGAUGUAAUAUUAUUGUACUAUGAAACAAAUACUCAGCUAAUUAUAGACCAACAAAUAAUCAUGUAACAUCU